Setaria italica (foxtail millet) is the source of this 4794-nucleotide messenger RNA. Its product is annotated as 1-phosphatidylinositol-3-phosphate 5-kinase FAB1A. Gene Ontology annotation, cellular component: endosome membrane. The coding region runs from base 274 to 4602 and encodes 1442 amino acids. The record is from RefSeq and is a predicted model, not a curated record. Gene Ontology annotation, biological process: phosphatidylinositol phosphate biosynthetic process. The transcript is spliced from 10 exons. Gene Ontology annotation, molecular function: 1-phosphatidylinositol-3-phosphate 5-kinase activity; ATP binding. NCBI's taxonomy places the organism in Eukaryota, Viridiplantae, Streptophyta, Magnoliopsida, Poales, Poaceae.
UAUUACUGUAUUAAUCAUCAAUGUGCAUGGUGAUAAGAGUCCAAGCAAAGACUGCAGCUAGCAUCCAGAACCAGGAGGCCAGCUCUACCCAGCGGGCUCCACUGCACCGUACCUUCGUUUGCCUGCUUGUCCUUGCUGACUUGCAUCCUUCUCCUCCGAUCCUCUCUAUUCCGGCCAAUUUCCCCUUGUUCAGGUUCAUCGUAUACGUAUCGUCACAACUAAUUCGUUAGUUUGACUUGAUUCAAUUCUGCCAAGUUAAUCUGAAGCACCGCCAUGAUCCUGCUGCACACAAGGGACGAGGUUCCAAACCAUCUGCUGCAUUCUCACCCAUCAUCAUCAUCAUCAUCUCGGGACGAUACCACCGAAUUAUCGGAUGAUGAUGCCAUCUGGAUACCGCCCGAGGCAGCCGACGACAUGGAAGAUGCCAUCCUGCUUACUACAGAUGACGAGGAGGAGUCUGAUGAGGACUCCGAUGACGAUGAUGGUGCCAGCAGCAGCUUCUGCAGGUACAGGCCGGAGGAGGUGCGCCAGAAAGCCAUGCUCAGAGCCAUGAACGGCCAGCUCAAGAUGCUCGCCGCCCGCUUCCUGGAGUCGGCCGGCAUCCCUGCCGACAGCUGCUGGCUUGAUGUCGUCACCUCCCUGUCCUGGGAAGCCGCCCUUCUCAUCAGGCCUGACGCCACUGCAGGCAACGAAAUGGACCCUUCCUCUUACGUCAAGGUGAAGUGCCUAGCAUCCGGAACGCGGCGCCAAUGUGAGGUCAUCAGGGGCUUAGUCUUCAAGAAGAACGCCGCCCACAAGCACAUGCCCACCAGGUGUCACAAUCCCAGGCUGCUGCUUCUUAGAGGAGCCCUCGGUGAUUCCCAUACUGCUCUCUCAUCAUUCAGUUCCAUAGAGCAGGAAAAGAAGCAUCUGCAGGAGUCCGUCCGCAGGAUGGUGGAGGUUUGCAGGCCGGAUGUCAUCAUGGUCGAGAAAACAGUUUCACGCGACGUACAGGAGCUUCUUCUCGAGGAAGGUGUCACCCUGGUGCUCGACAUGAAGCUCAACCGCCUGCAAAGGAUCGCUCGCUGUUCUGCAUCUCCCAUACUCGACUUUCCCGAGGUUCUAUCGUUGUUGAAGUUGAAGCCAAAGUUGAAGCACUGUGACUACUUCCACAUCGAAAAACUUACGGAGGAGCACAACAACCAUACCGUUGCUGAAGUUGGGAAGAGGCAAUCUAAAACAUUAAUGUUCCUCGAAGGCUUUCACAAGCCAUUGGGAUGCACGAUAUUGCUACGGGGAGCAAAUACUGAAGAAUUGAAGAAAGUCAAGCAAGUCAUGCUCUACACAGUGUUUGCAGCAUACCACCUUGUUCUUGAGACAUCCUUCUUCGAAGAUCAGAGAGUAAUAUUGAAUAAUAGAAAUGCUUCCAAAGAAGAAAGUUGUGUCCACAGUAAGACGGUAUCAUCGGUUAUGAUCCCAGAGGGUCCAGUCACCUGUUAUAAUGAGAUCCCAGAGGGUCCAAUCACCUAUUAUGAUUCUAACCAAGCACUUCCUUCUGAAAGACUAGUCUCAUCAGUCCAAAGAUCACCAAGAAGAUCCAUCGAUAUAUUCCGUUAUUAUCAGAAUAUUUAUUUACCAGUCACUUCUUCUCAAGAGGCUACUGAUCAUCAGAAAGAAGACAUGCUUCAAUACAAUAUUCAAGACAUACACACACAAUUUGGUUCUGGUGAGAAUGUGGAUCACUUAAGCGAUCCCCAGAAUCAAGCAUCCACGGAAGGCGAUCAACAUAUAACAUCGGAUGAUCCUUGGGUUAGUGGAAAACAUGAACAUCCAUCAACCCCAUUGGAAAAUGGGGAACAACAAAGCACCAGCUACAUUAGCGGAGACAAUACCUCAGAUGUAGAUGAGGUGGAUGAUGUCUUGGAGUCUCAGAGCAUACUUAUUCUCUUGUCCAGCCAAUGCAUCACGAAGCAGGUUAUCUGCGAGCAGAGCCACCUAUCCCGUAUAAAGUACUAUGGAAAUUCUGAUGUCUCUCUGGGACGAUAUUUGCAAGAUAUUUUACAGAAUCAGAAUCUCAGCUGUUCAUCAUGUGGAGAACCUCCAGAGGCUCACAUGUACUCUUACACUCACCGCAACGGGAAUCUGACUGUUCUUGUGAAGCAUCUGCCAAAAUACCAUUUGCCUGGUGAAUCAGAAGGAAAAAUUUGGAUGUGGACUAGAUGUCUAAGAUGUGAGCAUGAAAGUGGGAUCUCCAGAUCAUCACGAAGGGUGCUAAUGUCAACUGAAGCACACUAUCUUUCGUUUGGGAAGUUCCUUGAACUCAGUUUUUCAAGCCAUUCCACUGCUAGAAGGCUAUCAAUAUGUGGGCAUUCGCUGAAUAAGGAUUGUCUGCGCUUUUUUGGGUUGGGCUCCAAAGUUGCAAUGUUCCAGUAUUCAUCAGUGGAAAUUUACACUGCCUGCAAACCGCAGCCUACUCUUGAGUUCCACAACCCCAAUGCUCACGAGUGGUACGGGCAAGAGGUAAGAAAUGUACUUGCUAGAGGAGUCAUGCUUUUCUCUGAAGUCACAGGGUUACUACAGGACCUGAAGGAUCAGUUUUCUGAGGUGGCAAUCUAUUGUGGCACCUUCCUUCCUAUUAAAGAGUUCUGCCAACUUGAAGAUAUGUUGAUUAAAGAAAAGUCCGAGUUCAUGUGUGCUCUAGCACAGGCUGUUGAUCGAAGUGGGACACCAAGCUCUGUGCACGAGAUCCUUAAUGUAAAUUGGCUCUACCAGGAUCUUCUGCUUGAACUAUAUGUGUGGGAUCGCAGGCUGCAUCAACUUCUAGAUUGCAUAUCUGCUGAAAGAGAAAGAAUGGGAAUUGGCAUCAAGGGAACUUAUGAAUUUACAGAUGACCAGACUGAUGUAGUUGCUGAAGCAGAUGGUAUUGCUGAGUGCACGAACAGCAAUGCGUCCUUUGAGGAUGGAUGCAUCGAGCCAGAGAAGUUCAGUCAACAAGGGAUUGACACAACCUUGCUUGAUGAAAAUGCAUGGGGCAAGCAUUACGAAGAGCAACAUAGCACGAAAGUGCCUUGUUCUGGAAUCUCAAAUUGCUUGGACAUGCAGAGCAAUGAGCUCGUUGCACGUUCAGUGUCUCCAAAGCAAGAGCCGUUUAGUAUUUCGCAGCAGUUCAGACUUUCCCAAUGGGAUGACAGGGAAAAAUGGGUUUGGAACCCAUUGCACGAGUCCAGAUUGGCUUACAGGCAGGAACUUGAGGUUGGAUGUCUGGAAAGGUUCGAACUCGUUAACCACUAUUGUCCAUCCCAUCUAUCCCCCUUGGAUAGACACAAACAAGCUGAUGACGAGGUGGGGUCUCCACAGUUCACAGUAGGUCCUGGUGGCAAUGUCUUGUGUGUAUCAGAGGAUGAGAUAUCCAGCAUAAUAUCCCGUGCUCUUGCUAUAUCUGAGGAGCGUCGUCACUUACUGGAUGCCAUCACUGAGAGUGAACCAGCAGACAGCAGGGGUGGAGAGCGUACCAAAACAAUGGAGAAGUCUUACAGCUCGGUAUCUGAAAGUUCCUCUGCUUCUUCGUCCUGGUCGUCUGCAUGGUCUUCUUCCGGAUCUUCAGAUUCUGAGGCAAGCACUUCAUCUGAUGACCUCUCCAGCUAUGAUAGCUCGCUUCUAUCAUCCUCUCUCCACCCGGAAAUAUCUGUCAACGGGAGAGUAGCUCUCAAAGGGAAAUAUUCAGUAACCUGUGUACACUCUAAUCAGUUCUACAAUCUUCGAAAGAAAUGCUGUCCAUCGGAGCUUGCAUAUAUCACUUCCUUGAGCCGUUGCAAGAAGUGGGAUGCUCAAGGCGGAAAAAGCAAGGCUUUCUUCGCAAAAACAGUAGAUGACAGGUUCGUCAUAAAGCAAAUAAAGAAGACAGAGUUUGAGUCCUUCAUAAAAUUUGCACCUGAUUAUUUCAAGCAUGUUUACCAUUCUCUGGACACCGGGAGCCAAACUUGCCUUGCCAAAAUCCUAGGAAUCUAUCAGGUCAAGCAAAUAAGACAUGGCAAGGAGAUUAAGAUGGACCUGAUGGUGAUGGAAAAUAUUCUGUUUGGGCACAAUGUGUCCCGGACAUAUGAUCUGAAAGGCGCCGUCUUUUCACGACAUGUCUCUGACUCAAACGACCAUGACACCGUCUACUUGGAUCAAAAUUUUGUGGAUGACAUGCGUGUCUCUCCAAUCUAUAUUGGUGGAAGAACAAAGCAUCUCUUACAGCGGGCAAUCUGGAAUGAUACGGCUUUUCUCACUUCAAUCAAUGUUAUGGACUACUCUCUUCUGGUGGGAGUGGACAAGCAGAAGCAUGAGCUCGUGUUUGGCAUCAUCGACUACCUGAGGCAGUACACAUGGGACAAGCAGCUGGAGACUUGGGUGAAGACGUCUCUGGUGGUGCCCAAGAACGAAUCGCCAACGGUGAUCUCCCCCAGGGAGUACAAGAAGAGGUUCAGGAAAUUCAUGAGCAAGUAUUUCCUGACAGUUCCGGAUGACUGGAGUACGGAGAAUAGCCCGGCGUCCUAUAAAUCUUCUUGUGCUCACGCCGACAGCACCAAGUUGCAGGCUCCUCAGCAUCCAAAUCCAAAUCCAAUCGUGGCGUGUGCCUAGUCCCAGGGUUUUCAUGAUGAGAAACCUCUCUCUUCUUCUGAAUCAUUGUUGUACUUGUACAUACAGUAGAAGGGGUGCCCCAAGCUGUCCAAAGUAUGCAGCUUUAUUUUAGGCAAAUUGUUGGAGCCACAACCACAUCGCAUGUAAUUUUCCACUUAAUAGUGAAAUUACAUACAUGAUUGUUUAAUCCCA